Molecule: messenger RNA, 771 nt
Organism: Haliotis rufescens (red abalone)
Lineage: Eukaryota; Metazoa; Mollusca; Gastropoda; Lepetellida; Haliotidae
Exons: 2
Coding region: 63-653 (196 amino acids)
Source: RefSeq, a predicted model, not a curated record
CUGUGCGAAUUAAUCAACUGCAUAAUUAUAUAUAAGUACAGUUUGUGUUGCGAGUACAGUUCAUGAAUAUUCUCAAAGAUAAGACACUGUGCACAAUUCUAUUGCAAUAUCAUAACUCUCAUCAUUCUUUUCCAGCUCAAAGUACUGCACAUGCUUAUAACAACGUCAACCAGUUUAGUUUCCCUCCAAUGAACAGCCAUCACAGUCAAGGCAACACUGUAUCCACGGCCUAUGGUUACCAUGGUAACAGUAUGUCCACCAACAACGGUAACCAAGCUCAAGCACCUGCACCAGCUUAUCCCACGAUGAAUACCAACGCUUACCCAAUGUCAAACAACUACGCCUACCAAGCGAAUGAUUACAAUGGUUACCAAAGCAACGUCGCAUCCACUCAAAAUGGUUACCAGAGCAACACCAACAACGUCAACUCUUACAUGCUUCCAAUGAUGAUGGGUAUGGACCAAGAAAGUCACAUGGCAACUCUCGGAAUGAUGAUGAACUCGAGGCAGGGCAACAACAUGCUCCCCUUCUACAUGAUGAACCAAGGGUAUGAGAACAUGCUGCCCAUGAUGGCCUUCAUGAACCGCGGGAACCAGAGAGGCCAGAGGAUGAACCCCUUCAUGAUGAUGACUCUUCAUGAAGCGAUGAACUAAAGAAUUGACUAAACUGUGGUGUAAUAUUUGAGUGAAUGCGAGAGGUUGAAUAUUUAUGUAUGUUGGUUAGAUGGUAUCCCGUGAUGCACUCUCAAAGCGUUGAUAUCACGAACUAUUU